AUGGGGGAGGAGUGGAAGGAGGAGGAGAGGCAAGUGGAUGCAGAGGAGGCAAGAGAGGGAGGGAAUCAGAUCGCUCUCCCUGACUUUAACGCCGGGGCGAUGGAGAACUGGGGUCUGGUGACCUACAGAGAGACGGCCCUGCUGUUCGACCCCUUCAUGUCCUCUAAUGGAAACAAAGAGACAGUCACCAGCGUCAUCUCACAUGAACUCGCUCACAUGUGGUUUGGCAACCUUGUGACUCUGCAGUGGUGGAACGACCUCUGGCUGAACGAGGGCUUCGCGUCGUACGUUGAAUACCUCGGGGCGGACUACGCAGAGCCCACCUGGAACAUUAAAGAUCACAUCGUCCUGUAUGAUGUCCAAAAAGUGUUCGCUGUGGACGCUCUCGCCUCCUCUCACCCUCUGUCCCGCAGAGAAGAGGAGGUCAACACCCCGGCUCAGAUCAGUGAGAUGUUCAACACCAUCUCCUACAGCAAGGGAGCCGCGGUGCUCAGGAUGCUCUCAGAGUUUCUCACUGAGCCGGUGUUCGCCAAAGGACUCAGUUCUUACCUGAACACGUUUGCCUUCAGCAACACGAUGUACACAGACCUGUGGGACCAUCUGCAGCAGGCAGUUGAAAACACACCCGGUAUCGUUAUUCCUCACACCGUCCACGACAUUAUGAACCGCUGGACUCUUCAGAUGGGCUUCCCAGUCGUCACCAUCGACACUCAGACAGGAAGUGUUACCCAGAAGCACUUCCUGGUGGAUCCUGACUCUGUGGUGGAGAGACCCUCUCAGUUCAGUUACACAUGGUUUGUCCCCAUUAAAUGGAUGAAGACAGGCGUAGAGCAACAGCAGUACUGGCUCCUUCAAAAGACAGACACCCAUGAGAUGAUGCGAGUUUCAGGAGAGGACUGGGUUCUGGCCAACACUAAUGUUUCCGGGUACUUUAGGGUCAACUAUGAUUCGGAAAACUGGGAUCGUCUCCUCACCUUGCUCAACACCAACCAUCAGGUGAGCCAAAACCCAUACUUCAAGCGACAAGUCGAACCAUUGUUUGAGUACUUCAAGAUGAUUACAGCUAACUGGACCAAAGUACCAACAGGACACACUGACCAGUAUAAUGAGAUCAAUGCUAUUGGAAUGGCAUGCACUAUGGGGGUGAAGGGCUGCAGGGAGCUAAUCCAAAGUUGGUUUGGAGAGUGGAUGGAAAAUCCACAAUUAAACCCGAUCCAUCCCAACCUGAAGAGCACAGUUUACUGCCAUGCUAUAGCUCUUGGAGGUGUGGAGGAGUGGAACUUUGCCUGGGAAAUGUUCAAAAACGCCACUUUAGCAUCUGAAGCCACCAGACUCCGAGCCGCCAUGUCCUGCACCAAAGCACCCUGGCUUUUAAACAGGUAUCUGGAGUACACCUUAGACACAACGAAAAUCCGCAAGCAGGACGCCACCUCGACCAUCCGGAGCAUCGCAGGAAACGUGGUGGGGAUGCCGCUCGCCUGGAACUUCGUCAGAGGGAGAUGGAGCUACCUUUUCAACACGUACGGAAAAGGAUCUUUUUCCUUCUCUAACCUCAUCACCGGCAUCACCAGGAGGUUCUCCACUGAGUUUGAGUUACAGGAGCUGAGGAAAUUUAAAGAAGACAACCUCCAUGUUGGAUUUGGCUCGGCCACCUUGGCGUUGGAGCAGGCGAUCGAGAAAACCACGGCCAACAUCAAAUGGGUGACGGAGAAUAAAGCUCCUGUGAUGAAGUGGUGUACAGAGGAGUCAUCAAAAUGACACACAGGGACACGCAAUGAAUGAUAAUCACUAUAAUCAUCUUUUUCUUUGUAACUGUUGCGCAAAAAAAGGAGAAUUACGUCACCGGUCAUCCACGUCAGUGCUGGAGAAAACACAUCAUUAUAUAUCAGAGCUGGAAAUAGAUACACACUUGCACCUCUAGUGUGUGAUUGUCAGAGAAAAAGGUAUUUAAUACAUUUACACGGGAAAAACGGAUAUAUUGACUUUAAUUAAAUGUAUUAUGUCAACAGAGU
Messenger RNA from Notothenia coriiceps (black rockcod), 2012 nucleotides. Its product is annotated as aminopeptidase N. The transcript has 15 exons. Gene Ontology annotation, biological process: peptide catabolic process; proteolysis. Bases 1 to 1758 code for a protein of 585 amino acids. Gene Ontology annotation, cellular component: plasma membrane; cytoplasm. NCBI's taxonomy places the organism in Eukaryota, Metazoa, Chordata, Actinopteri, Perciformes, Nototheniidae. The record is from RefSeq and is a predicted model, not a curated record. Gene Ontology annotation, molecular function: zinc ion binding; metalloaminopeptidase activity; peptide binding.